Dermacentor silvarum is the source of this 540-nucleotide messenger RNA. RefSeq names its product carboxypeptidase inhibitor-like. Gene Ontology annotation, biological process: blood coagulation; negative regulation of endopeptidase activity. The coding region runs from base 114 to 407 and encodes 97 amino acids. NCBI's taxonomy places the organism in Eukaryota, Metazoa, Arthropoda, Arachnida, Ixodida, Ixodidae. Gene Ontology annotation, molecular function: metalloendopeptidase inhibitor activity. The record is from RefSeq and is a predicted model, not a curated record. The transcript has 3 exons.
GUCGGCACAUCCCGUCGAAAGGGGGAAGAAAAGCGCGCCGCGCGCGAUCGUGACGAGCAUUCAAAAGCGACCGCUCUGACUCGAAGCCAGCCGACGAUCCACUCCUGGCAGCCAUGGCAGCAGCACCGUUUUUCGUCGUCUUCGUCUGCUUUGCCCUGCUACGAGCAUCCAGCCAGGCCAACGACUGCGUUUCCAGGGGCCACGGCUGUCUUCCGCAGUCCGACUGUCCGCAGGAAGCUCGCCUUAGCUACGAAGGCUGCUCGACCGUCUGCUGUGACUUGUCGAAACUAACCGGCUGCAAGGGCAAGGGAGGCGAGUGCAACCCGCUCAACCGGGAUUGCAAAGAGCUGGAAGGAGAAAGCGCAUCCUGCCCCAAGGACCAGAAAUGCUGCGUAUGGCUCAACUAACGGAAGCUCGUCCCGUACGGCACCCAGCUAUUAGUGCUCUUGGGUUGCUAGGGACGCAGCCUACGACGUCGUCGUUAUGCUCAUUCGAACGCAAAACACUUAAAACGAGUUACGAAUAAAGGUGACGAAUAAA